Scedosporium apiospermum is the source of this 1887-nucleotide messenger RNA. RefSeq lists its product as uncharacterized. The record is from RefSeq and is a predicted model, not a curated record. Bases 1 to 1887 code for a protein of 628 amino acids. Gene Ontology annotation, biological process: nucleotide catabolic process. The transcript has 5 exons. Lineage: Eukaryota; Fungi; Ascomycota; Sordariomycetes; Microascales; Microascaceae. Gene Ontology annotation, molecular function: hydrolase activity.
AUGGGGAAGAGAGCUGCUCCUCCCCCCGACUCGACUGUUACGUACGCUAGUGGUCGUGCCAAGGACGGCACUCCUCCCGACCUCCGGAUCUUCCACUACAACGAUGUCUACCACAUUGACCCCUCCAGUGCCGAGCCUGUUGGCGGCAUCGCCCGUUUCAUGACCGUGCUCAAAGAGUACCGCGAUGGAAAGCAAUAUCGGGACCAACCUGAGCUCAUCCCCUUGUUUUCUGGCGAUGUGUUUAACCCUAGCGUUGAGAGCACGGUAACGAAGGGUUCUCAUAUGGUGCCGAUUCUAAAUGCAAUCGGAACUGUUUGCGCAGCUCUAGGUAACCAUGAUCUCGACUUUGGAGUCCAACAAUUCGGCCAUCUUGCGUCGAAAUGCAAUUUCCCCUGGCUCAUCGCCAACGUAUUAGACCCUGCCUUGGGUGAAUGCGUCCCCCUCGGCAAUGCAAAGGCGACACACAUGUUUACUACCUCAAACGGCAUCAAAGUUGGUCUUAUAGGCCUUGGUGAGCGAGAGUGGCUUGAGACUAUUAAUGUCUUGCCACCGAACCUCGUCUACAAAUCUGCCACCCUGACUGCGAAGGAACUCGUUCCCAAGCUUAGGGAACAGGGCGCUGAUAUCGUCAUUGCCUUGACUCACAUGAGAGAACCCAAUGAUGACAAGCUCGCGAGAAACACCGAUGGCUUGAUCGACAUCAUUCUCGGUGGCCAUGACCACUACUACGCCCACAGCUUCAUCAACGGCACCCACGUCCUGCGCUCUGGAAGCGACUUCAAGCAGCUGAGCUACAUCCAAGCCUGGAGAAGACCCGGCGAGCCAGGAAAAUGGGACUUUGACAUCCUCCGCCGAGAUGUCAUCUCAACGAUCCCGGAAGAUCCCGCGACCUUGAAGCUCGUGGAGGAUUUGACCUCGAAGCUAAAGCACAGCCUCGCGAAACCCAUAGGAUGGACGGCAACGCCGCUGGAUGCAAGGUUCACCACGGUCAGGCGGGAGGAGAGCAACCUCGGUAAUUUCGUGUGCGAUAUCAUGAGGCAUCACUAUGCGGCGGAGUGCGCUUUGAUGGCGGGUGGCACGAUUCGCGGUGAUCAGAUUUAUCCUCCUGGAGCGGUCCGCGUGAAGGAUAUUGUUACGUGCUUUCCUUUUGAGGAUCCGGUCGUCUUGUUGAGGGUGAAGGGUAAGGCGAUUUGGGACGCGCUGGAGAAUGGCCGAUUCCCCCAAGUAUCAAAUAUUCAGUUCGAGUUCAACCCCAAUUUGCCCGUUGGUUCAAGAAUUGUCUCUGUUCGGAUAAAUGGCGAGGACAUCGACUUCGAGAGGAAGUAUCUCAUGGCGACGAGAGGGUACAUGGGCCGAGACGGCUACACGAGCCUUCUCGUCGAAGAGGCGGGAGGCGAAGUGGAAGAAAUCGUCUCCGAAGAAAACGGCAUCCUUAUCUCCGCCAUGCUCCGGCAAUACUUCCUAGCCCUCCGGACGGUCGGAAAAUGGAGGUAUCUCGACGCAAACCACUGGGACAACGUCAUCGGCCGGUGCCGCCGCCUUUCCCAACACUACGAACUUCCCCCCUGCGUGAAACCCCGCCAAAACUCAGAUGCGAGGAAGGAACAACGGCCAGGCGCAUGGGCGGCGUGGCUCGCUCGGAGAUCAGGCAUUAACGUCAAACCAGAGAAUGACGACAGCGGGUUCGAGGAGGAGUCGGAGUCGGAUGGCGAGGACGACAAGAUCAAUGACGAGGUGUUGCUCAUGAGGAAGUAUUUUGGUAGGUGGGCGGCGGCGGCCAAUGUGACGAGAGUGGCGUGUGAUUCUGUCGAGGCGGCUGAGAUUAACGUCGACUGGACGCGGGUUAUUGCGCCGAAGUUGGAGGGGCGGAUUAAGAAAGUCGAGUAA